This is a messenger RNA of Talaromyces atroroseus, 1308 nucleotides long. RefSeq lists its product as hypothetical. The record is from RefSeq and is a predicted model, not a curated record. The transcript is spliced from 4 exons. NCBI's taxonomy places the organism in Eukaryota, Fungi, Ascomycota, Eurotiomycetes, Eurotiales, Trichocomaceae. Bases 1 to 1308 code for a protein of 435 amino acids.
AUGUCAUGCCCAUUUCGCAUCGUGGAACAUGUAGUUCCGGGACAGCAUCUCCGGGAAUAUCCUCGGGCAACAUCAACGUCGCAGGAAGAAACACUCUAUAUUGCCGUGAAACAGUACAUUCCGCUAGAUAAUCCCCAUCCACAGCCGGGCGAUGUUACUAUCAUUGCAGCGCAUGCAAAUGGCUUUCCAAAGGAACUUUAUGAACCGCUCUGGGAGGACAUCUAUGCUCGAUCAAAGAAGCAUGGCUUCAGGAUACGCAGUAUUUGGAUGGCAGAUGUGGCGCACCAGGGUCAGAGCGGUGUGCUCAACGAAAACAUACUUGGAAAUGACCCAAGCUGGUUUGAUCACCCGCGAGAUCUGUUGCAUCUAAUCAACCUCAAGCGCGAUGAGAUGCCACGCCCGAUUGUCGGGCUUGGUCACAGCAUGGGGGGAGCACAGCUCCUGGUACUAUUAGAUCCCGUCAUUCAACGGCAGUCGACUCAAUAUGCCGGUGUCCCUAUGAACACUAUCCUCUCAACACACCGCCGAGAGAUCUGGCCAUCCCGGAAAGCAGCAAUGGAGAGCUUCAAUCGAAGCCCCUUCUACAAAGCCUGGAAUCCGCGCGUUCUAGAGAGAUGGGUCAAGUACGGACUGCGGGACUUGCCAACUCUCAUUCACCCACUGCCAUCAUCGUCACCAUCGCCAUCUUCUUCGUCUAGCUCAACAGCAGAACCCGAAGAAACCAACCCCGUCACCCUUACCACAACCCGACAUCAAGAAGUAUUCACCUUCUCACGACCCAACUACGACUACGACCCCACAACCUCCAAACCCGCUAGCAUACUCGAAACACCCGAUCUCGUCCCCAACGCAGAAAAUGCGCAUCCAUUCUACCGGCCCGAGCCCAAAUACAUCUUCUCCCAGCUACCGCACGUCAGACCAAGUGUCCUCUACAUUUUCGGCGGACAAUCAGACAUGUGCAAACCGUCCAUGAUGCGCGACAAGCUCGAGAACACGGGUGUUGGGCAUGGCGGCAAUGGCGGCGUGGGAGCCGGCAGAGUCAAGUCAGUAUUUCUGGAGGGCAAGGGUCAUCUUUUGGCGCAGGAAGCGGUUACAGAAUGUGCCGAUGCGGCAACUGAGUUUUGGGCAGCAGAAUUGGGGCGUUGGAGGGAGGAAGAGGAUGCUUUUCUACGCGGGAAGUGGAAGAGCGAGAAAUCGCAGGCUGAGAAGGUAACUGUCGAUGAGCGGUGGUUGAGAGAAGUUGGCCCGCCUCCUGCGAAGUCUGGCAAGGUUACUACGGAUGGUAAUUCUUCGAAACCGAAGUUGUAA